Molecule: messenger RNA, 663 nt
Organism: Aspergillus homomorphus CBS 101889
Lineage: Eukaryota; Fungi; Ascomycota; Eurotiomycetes; Eurotiales; Aspergillaceae
Product: F-box protein
Exons: 1
Coding region: 1-663 (220 amino acids)
Molecular function (GO): protein binding
Source: RefSeq, a predicted model, not a curated record
AUGUCGAUUGCUUCUCUUCCCGACGAGAUCCUAGACUCAAUCUUGUGCUAUCUAGAUCUACCAGACUGGUGUGCUCUUCGCCUCUCAUGUCGUGCGCUUUACUCCAAAUCGCUGGCGACCUUCGUGAGCCGCCAUGUCAAUCGCAUCAGCGUCCUCAUCACACGCGAUGGCCUGCGAGAACUUGAAGCCAUCGCCUCCCAUGAUGUCUUCCGAUUACACGUCCAGGAACUCUGGCUAAUUCCUGAGGUGUUUCGAGGCCACUACGAUACGGACUACAAUACCUAUGUGCAGGCCAAACUGAUGGCCGCUGAGUGCUUGCACCAGGCUAGUGAUGAGCAUGGCAUGCGCAUCCUCACCACCGAGCAAGCCAGGCUACAAGGGGUCCUGGAAAAUUCAGGGACUGAUUACGAGGCAUACCAGGCUGCGGUUAGCAGCCACCUCCAACUAGUUGAAGCAGAAUUGCUCCCACACACCCUCGCAGCUUGCAUGAGACAGUUCACGAACCUCUCCGCCGUAGGCCUCGAGACCUACCCUCCCUCCACGGCCAGGAUCAAGCAUCCACCCUGCCUAGGCCGUAAGACUCUGCACCGUCAGCUUCGCCACCACCCUUUCAGCAACCCAGAUGGCUCCUCCCGCUGGCAGGAGAGUCCUGAUUUCAAGUGA